UCAAAAUGGCAGCAUCCGUGAAGUCUGCGCGUACAUAUUAAUUUGCUGCAAAUGCUUGUUUUUAAUUGAAUGUCAUGAAGAAGUCAGUUGUUUUUAAAUGUCUUUUUAUUUUCAUCUUUUGUUUUAUAAGUGUACAAAUAUUCAUCGUCCCAGCGUAUUUAGAUAAUCAGGAGAGGCAAAAGAAAGAUGAAUUAUUGGUAUCCUUCACCCAGAUGCAGAGGCUUAUGAAGCUCACCACAGCCCUGCAUGUGAACCUGUUUGUAGUGGAUCCAGACCUACUGUCAGCUGGUGACAAGUGGCCAGCCAGACUGCGAGAGGGACUUGUGCGCUCUGUCACACUGGGACAUCUACACAGUAGUGAGGCAGUCAGACUGGAUAGAUACCGUGCCCACUUUGAAACCCUUGGAUUCAAGUAUUACACAACCAGUACGUUUGAUCCAGGAAGUAAGACACACCUCCCUGCCCACCACUUCCUGUGUGGAACGAGACUUACUGUGCACAUUGUGGAAUGGUUUAACAGGACGAAGGACACGGUCUGGCACAGCGAGGUCAGAUGGAGGCACCCCCCUCCCCUCAACACAUGUGUGCUGGAUGACAGGCAUUUCUAUCAGCAUCCCGGACUCUAUGACAACUUUCAUAUUUCUAAAGUGGACAAGUAUUAUGUUCCAAAUCCAGCUGAGAAGUUCUUACAAGACAUACCAGACAGUAACUUAGUGGAAUGUAACCUGACUAGAGCCGACCAGUUUUUCCGAAAAAAUCCGCCAGACAGUGCAGAACAGGCAAAACUGUUUCAGAGAAAUGCUCGACAAAUCAUUGCAAGAGCAAAACUGUACUUGGAUGAACUAGGGAUACCUUUCUGGCUCAGCAGUGGAACUUGUCUUGGCUGGUUCCGACAGUGCAGUAUUAUAACCUACAGUCAGGAUGUGGACCUGGCAAUAUUUAUACGUGACUUCAAACCAGAGCUCAUACCAACUUUUGAGAGGGGAGGGUUUUUCCUGAAACAUGUCUUCGGGAAGGUGUCCGACAGUUACGAGCUGUCGUUCCAGGCAGGAGACAUCAAGCUAGAUCUGUUCUUCUUCUACGAGGAGGGAAACAUUACAUGGAACGGUGGAACACACCAUGAGACAGGGCAAAAAUACAAGUACUUAUUUCCAACAUUUAAUUUGUGUUGGACUGUGUUUCUGGACUUGAAAGUGCGCGUGCCAUGUCCACCCCAGCCCUACAUAGAGGCCAACUAUGGACAGAACUGGCUGGAGCCAGUCACACACUGGGAGUGGAACAAGAGUCCGCCAAAUGUGAGGGAAAAUGGAGUGUGGCCAAAAGAGGAAUGGGAUGAAGUUAUUCAGGUUUUCUGAUUUAAUAUAAAUGUGAUAGUGUGGUUAUAUCCUCAUAAUUGUCAUAUACUCUGUUAUGUAUGUCAAAAUAUGUUGAUUUAUAUUAGAAUUUUAACAACAAGGGUUUGAUCUUUUGUUUCUAGAUGUUUACCUUAUUGUUUUCUAUUUCUCUGUACAUAUAUUUACAAUUAUGAGGUCAGCCUUUGGUAAUCUUACUAUUAAAAUACCUUGUAUACUGUUACUUUUAAGUUAAAAGUUUGCUGUGAAUGUGGAAGUUUUUCUAGUCAAUAUGCCUUACUGGGAAUUUUUUUUGGGGAUUGUAUUUGUUUCAAUAUGUUAGUGUGUAUUAAUAUCGUUUUUGCCAAAGAAUGAUCUCAUAUUUUAUACGCUUGAAAGUUCAAUUUUGUAUGGCAACUCCUAGUGGUAUUUUUUGUAUUCUGUAUUCAGUGCUAAUGUGAGGUUCCAUAAAUCUAUUGAUACUGUAUUUUUGUAAUUCACCUUGAGAACAAGAGUGUUCAAGGUAAAUUGUUGUUGUGAUCAGCCUAUGUCCAUCAUCAUUUAAUGUGUAUACAAAGUCCUCGUUUGGAGUCUCCAUCCCAAUCAUUUGAAUAAUUAAGAACAAAUCUAAUGCAGUAUUGUCCACCAGUAAGACCUUUAUACAACUUGGAUGUUAUCAAUGUUAAGCUGCAUUUUUUUCAUCCACUCUCUUUUUCAACUGAGGCCGUUUGAGUUGUUUUGUCAAUUAUUCUGUUAUUUGUCAAUGUAUAAAUGUAAACAAUAAUUUGAUUUUAAAAUAUGUUUAGCAAAAGAAACCUAGCCUAAGCUUAUAAUGAGUAUUAUAUUGAAAGUGGAGGCCGAUACAGAUACUAGUAACAUUGGACUAUGGUUAAAUUAUGUACACCUGUAACAUAUCAACAGCAUUAAAAAAAAUUAAAACAUCAGAGAUGAUGAGCUUAAGUCGACUAAGUCAAACAAAGGGAUCAAACAUAAUUAUGAUAGGCUGCAGAUAUUGAUUUAAGUGUUUUUUAAAGUUUGCUGUUAACACAAAAUGUGCAAAUUUAUGCUUCUGAAGGUGAGCAUAUUAAAAUUACACCGUCAGAGAGUCCAUCGUUUUCUUCCUUUUUUGUGUCCGAGCUGCAACUUUGUCAUGUGAGGAACUAUUUUAAAAUAAAUUGGAACAUGUGUUUUGUACAUAAAGGUUAAGGUCACACCAACAAGUUGAUCAGUAUGGAAUGCUGCUCAUAUAUGUAAGUAGAGUGUAGUUGGUUGUGUCAGGCUGUUAUUUCGUUAGUUGUGCACAGACAGAUUUUAAAAUAAAUUUACACAUGCGUCUGGUGCAUGAAGGUUAUGUUUCAGGUGCAAGAACCAGUUAAAGGUCACACUUAAAGUUUAAACCUUAUGGAAUGCUGUAACAUUAAUGUACAUAGAUAGAGUAUAGGUGGUAGUGUUGGAUUACUUUUAAAUUUGGUCUGUUUUUACUAUAUAUUUUAUUUCCAUUGCUUCAAUGAUUAGUUUCAGAGUUGAUGAUUCAUUUUAUUUUAAUAGAGCUGGUUGUUUGAAAAUCAUUUAUUGUCUCAUCAAACUUUGAAAUAUU
Messenger RNA from Mya arenaria, 2928 nucleotides. RefSeq names its product ribitol-5-phosphate transferase FKTN-like. NCBI's taxonomy places the organism in Eukaryota, Metazoa, Mollusca, Bivalvia, Myida, Myidae. The transcript is spliced from 8 exons. The coding region runs from base 75 to 1355 and encodes 426 amino acids. The record is from RefSeq and is a predicted model, not a curated record.